Molecule: messenger RNA, 14297 nt
Organism: Musca domestica (house fly)
Lineage: Eukaryota; Metazoa; Arthropoda; Insecta; Diptera; Muscidae
Product: dystrophin, isoforms A/C/F/G/H
Exons: 33
Coding region: 105-11318 (3737 amino acids)
Biological process (GO): synaptic signaling
Cellular component (GO): plasma membrane
Molecular function (GO): zinc ion binding; protein binding
Source: RefSeq, a predicted model, not a curated record
UAAGAGAUAAGGGCUACACCAAAAAAAAAAUUAAAUAAAUCUCCAACACUUCAUAGCCUUACGUUACUCUGAGCCGGCACUACUCUCAGCGUGGAAACGAAAUAAUGUACCAACCGUAUGACUAUGAUUACGAUAUUGUGGAUUACUACUAUGACAACAACAAUGAGGGCUAUAGCACCAGUGCCCCAUCAACGUACUUUUAUGAGGAGUAUCCAUCACCACCGCCGGAGCCUGCUCCCAUUAUCUUGGGUUACGAUGAAUAUCGUCAGCAGUUUAUAAAUGAACGCCAGGACAUUCAAAAGAAAACAUUUACAAAAUGGAUUAAUUCACAUUUGAUUAAGACAAAAUGCACGCCGGUCAAUGAUUUAUUUCUUGAUCUGAGAGACGGCCAUCGUCUGUUGGCGUUGUUGAGCGUUCUCACCAAUACACAACUGAAACCCGAAAAAGGCCGCAUGCGUGUUCAUCACAUCAACAAUCUGAAUAAGGUCCUGCAGGUUAUUCAGGAACAUGGAGUCAAAUUGGUGAACAUAUCCAGUGAUGACAUUGUCGAGGGUAAUCCUAAAUUAAUUUUGGGAUUGAUUUGGUUAAUUGCCCUGGAAUUUAAUGGGCAAAAUCUGGUGAAAAGUCAUUCGAGUAAUGGCGUGGAGAAGUCCCUGCUGAAUUGGGCUCGCCAAUUCACCGAACCCAAGGGUGUGAAACUCAAUGAUUUCUCCAACAGUUGGUCCGAUGGUCGUGCUUUCCUUUUGAUCCUCGAUGCCCAUUUGGAUAAUGUGGAUUUAUCGAGUGUCCUGACCCAACAUCCUUUGGCCCGGCUAAGGACAGCUUUCGAUUUGGCCUAUACUUAUUUUAAAAUUGAAAAACUAUUGGAUCCGGAAGAUGUACAUACCCAUAAGCCGGAUAAUAAGUCUAUACAAAUGUAUGUUAUGUGCCUGUAUCAUGCCAUGGAAACGCGUAGAACGCUUGAAGAGGAGGAGGAGCAGGAGAAUGAAGAAGGGGAGCAGGAGGUGGGAAAUUUGUGCCAACCCCGUCGCAGGGAAACAGAAACAGUAUUAUAUGAGGAGGAUAAUAAGACAGAGGAUUUAGGCUAUGGCCGAAGUGUAAAUAUAACCGAUUUAGAUGAAAUUCCCUUAGAUAAUAAGGAUCAGGACGAUGGCCUAGAGGAUGGAGAGGCUGGCCACUCGGAUGCCUCUUCUUCGAUGGCCAACAGUGCCACAGAUUCGGGUAUUAAAUCGAAAUAUAACAGUGAUACCUUUAAGUCGAUUAUGGAUUUGGAAAUGGAUCCACCGGCCAAGAGCCAAUUGGCCAAUUUCCUGUUGAAGGAUGACAAAUCCAGGCCCCAUAGCCUGGCCACAAAUGUGUCCAUAGAGAUCAGCACCUAUCAGGCAGCUCUGGAAGCUGUGCUAACACUGCUGCUCGAGGAUGAGCAAAUAUUGUCGGAAACCUUGCCAGAACCCCAUGAUUUUCUGACGGCCAAGGCCCAAUUUCAUGAAAAUGAACAGUUUAUGUUGAAAUUGACCGAACACCAGCAGUACGUGGGUGAGGCCUUGGAGGAGGGCUCCAAUCUCAUCAAUGAAUCCCAAAAAUCCCAAGGCCUAACGGUGGAGGAUCAAAAUGAAAUCAGGCAACAAAUGGUGCUGCUGAAUGAGAGAUGGGAAACUUUGCGUUUGAAGGCUUUGAAUGUCCAGAGCAAGAUCCUCAUGCGCCUGGCCGAGUUCCAAAGCCAACAAAUUGAGAAGCUAAAGAAUUUCCUUACCAACAUUGAGGAUAGAAUAUCCCUGAUGUCGGACAUUGGACCCACCUUGAAAGAGGUUGAGGUGCAGCUGAGAGAGGCCGCCGUACUUAAGGAUGAUCUAAAGCACCAACAGGAUUUGGUGGAUAGCCUUAGCAAUAUGGUGGUCAUUGUCAAUGAUGAGUCGGGGAAUUUCAACGACCUGGAAGAUAAGCUCUCAGCCCUGGGAGAACGUUGGUCCCAUGUAGUGAAAUGGUGCGAUUUGAGGCAAGAGAAAUUGCAGCAAUACAAAUGUAUAUCGCGAUGGUUGGAUACCCGUGAGCAGGACCUCAAGCACAUGGAGUCCAAGGAUGUCUGUGAUUUGGGUAGCAUUACGAAGCGUAUGAAUGAUUUGAACUACUGUGCCAAGGAUCUACUGGAACUGGAGCGUUACCUCAUUGAUUUGCGGCAAAUGGUGGCAGCGACCUUGCAGGAGGGUGAUGUACGUGGGGAACAGGUGCUGGUGCAAUUGGAGAACUUUGAAGAUCGCCUGGAUGCUUUGAAACAAAUUGUCGAGGUGCAAACGGAACGCAUCGAACAGAAGGGCUUCAAAUUUGGUCGAGAUCGGGCUUCCUAUGAUGAUUCGAAGGUUGUGAAGCCAGAUCAUUGGACUGACUUCCAGAUGAUUAUCCGUUUUGGUGAAGAUGAGGCCGAGGAAACGGAUGAUGGUGGGGUUCAGGACGCGCACAUGGUAGAGGGUUCCCCGCUAGCCUGUAAGAAAAGGCGUUUGCGGAAUACGGAUAACUUUAACCUUUUGGAGGGUAAGAUCCUGGAAGCCUUCGGAUUCAUCGAUGACUGUGAGGAGCAGAUGCAACAGCUGCAGAGGAGGAGCCUGCGCAAUCAGGCCGAAAUGCUGGAGAAAUUGGAAAAGGAGGUGAGUUCCCGCCUGGAAAAUUCCCGCGAGCUAAGGGAUCUCUAUGAGCUGUGCGAAAAGGAAGAUGUUAGCCGUAACAUGAUCAUGGAAGCCUCACAGAUCAAACAAAUUGAACAAAAAUACUACGAGUUGAGACAGGCCCUGGAGAGUCAAGGGCGUGCCUGUUCCAAGCUCAUGGAAAAGGAAAAGCUUUACAAUAGCCUCACGGGAUUCAAGCUGGUGCUUGCCGAUUCGCGGGAUUGGUAUAAACAGCAUUCCAACAGUGCCUCAAAGGGGGAUUUGCAGCAGCGUCUCAGCGACAUGGAAUCCCUGACCAUGGAGAUACAACAGGCCAAGGAGGCCACCACCUCCAUGGGUGAGGAUUUCCAGGAAUGGAAGGAGGAUUUCAAUAUAUUCUAUGACUCCUGGAAUGACAUGAAAAAGGCCAUAUUGACAUUGAUACGCGAAAAGGGUGGCAGCGAUGAGAUCCAGGGGAAACUGGAGGUCUUACAAAAUUUCCUCAAACGUGUGCCCCAGAUCCAGGUGAUUGUAGACUCAUUGGAGCCCAUGCAAAAACGUCUCACGGAACUCAAUCGUUUCCACGAGGAGUUGGAGACCCUUAAACCCGAUUUUGAUCUAAUCAAACAAAGGCGUCCCGACAGCCUCUCGUCCGAGUUCCAGGAGAAAUGGCUCAAGGCCGAGGAGCAAAUCUCGGAAAGGAUUAUUAAACAGACCACAGCUAUUGAGAAUCUAAAUCAUUUCACGGCAGAAUACAAUGCCAUAAUGGCUGUGCUCCGAAAACUGGAAAGUAAUCUCCGAGAGGGUGAGGCCGGGGACUCUAAACCCACAGCCGAGGCUGCGAGUUCCAUGAAGUUACGUAAAUUGGAAAUUGAUGUGAUCAGUGCCCGGAACUUCAGUGAAAUCAUCAUUAAGGAUGCCCAAGCCCAGCACCGAGAGCAUUUGACCUCUCAGAUCAAGGAGCUCAAUGAGUUCUUUUCCCGGAUCCAAAAUAUCUAUAAGGAGAAUCUGCAAAAGACCCUGGAUAUUCAGAAGCAAUCCGAGGAGAUUUUCGAACGUCUCAACCACACCGAACAGUGGCUCAAUGAGCUGUCCAAUAACACUCCCAAGACACCCAUCUCUCAGAUACUCAACUCCAAUGAGUUGUUCCAUUUGAAGUCGAAAUUUCAGGCUCUCAAAGAGACCUGUGAGCGGGAGGCUGUGAAUUUUAGGGAACUCAAUGAAUUGGGCGGAGAUUGCCUCGUACAAAUCGAUGAACUAAAAUCCAAGGGUUUGGAUAAUGUUGACGAGAAAUAUAAUUUGUUGGCCAAGAAGUUUACACGGCUCAAUGCCCGCUGGACGGAGGUCACCUCGUUGGUGUAUCAGAAAUGUGGUCUGCUGGAACAUAUUUCCACACAGCUGGGGGAAUUUAAGAAAUUUAUGGUCUCGGAGACAGGAUAUCUGGAUCGCUUGGAAAAUAAAAUGCGUUCCACGCCGGAGAAUGCCGAUGCCGAGGAGAUCAUUGAGGAAUUGGAUGACUUGGAAAACGUGCUACGCGGCCACUCCGACGACUGGCUGGAAAAGAUCCAAGAAAUUGGCCAGGAGUUAAUUUCCCAUGAAUUUAUGGCCGAAUCCAUUGGCCAAGAAAUCAAUGCCAUUGUGGAACGUUGGACCCAGCUACAGCAAAAGGCAAAGCAGCGGGCCGAAAUCCUGGAGCAGGAAGUUAACGAGGCCAAACAAUCGGAAAAAUGUGUCGAACAAUUCGAGGCCUGGCUCACCCGUGUCGAUGAGAUACUCAGCGAACAUUUGGAAAAUGAUGUUACCAUUGAAGAUUUACCCGAAGAUUUCCAACAAUUGGCCAUGGAAUUUGAGGAGAAUGAAAGGUGCUUCCAAGAAAUCGAUGAUCUCAUUGCGGAGCAUCAGCGUAAUGGGAAAAUUGAGGCAGCCAAUCGGCUACAGGAUCAAUUGAAUUUGCUAGAGAUGCGAUACAAAUCCUGUCAACUGAAACUCAACAAAUGUACCGCUCCCCAACCGGCCUUUGAAUCGAGGCUUAAUCGGGCCGUGGCCGAGUUGCGUAAUGUUGAAAGAUCCACUUUAGUUCUAGAUGUGGCCACAGCUGGACCCUCAACCGUGCAGGUGCAAUAUCAAAAAUGCCUACAAAUCUAUCGCACCCUGUCCGAAAUAAAAUCCGAAAUUGAAAGUACCAUAAAAACGGGACGCAAGGUUUGCGAGGAUAAAUUCACCAAAUCACCCAAGCAGCUGAGUCAACGUAUCGAUGCCCUCAAACAUCUCUACAAUGCCUUGGGUGAAAAUGUCACCCAAUCGAAGAUUUUCCUUGAAGGUUUAAUUAAGCUGGCCAAACAGCUGGAAGAAUGUUUCCAGGCAGCCGAAGAGCUGAAUCGUAAAUUUGAAAAUCCCCAGGAAAUGCAUGAUCGCAAUUCAGUCUUUUUGGAAUAUGAAAGUAUUCUCCAGAAAUGUGAAGAUAUCUAUGAAGAGUACAGUAAAUCAUGUGAUCCGGUGUGCCUGGAAGACACACGACAAAAAAUCGAUGAUCUAAAGGCUUCGUAUAUGAAGCUGACCAGUGCAGAUGUCAUCAAGCGUCUGACAGAAAUGAAAUCAACGCUACAGAAUUUGGAUAAUAUUUCGUUGGAUACUUUGAGGGCCAUGGAACAUGAUUUAAAGCAGAUUAAUGUGCCAUCCAAUCCGGAAAUUGAAAAAUUGCAACAGCAAGUAAUUGCAAUUGUAGUGGAUUUGCUAAAAACGCAUUACAAAAUUGAAUCCUCGUUGGAGCGGCGCCAAGGAGACAAGUCAUCAGCAGCAGGAGAAGAAGAAGAUACCGAAAUUGUUAUUGUCAGCGAUACGGUGAGGCAGAGAAGAGCCCGUACACCAUCAUCGAAUUCACCCACCAAGGAAGUCGGUGACACUUCCAGCUCCUCAAGUAAUACCUCGGGACAACAAUUAGCACAGGUGGGUUCUGCAAAAGAUCAGCAACAACAACAGCAACAAUCACCACAGUCUACACCAAACAGUGGCCAAGUCUUGCCAGAUUUAUUGCCACCACAAACGUUCCGCUUAGCUGAAUCAAGUGCUCUCUUCUCACAGAUCUCCAUGAAUACAGCAACAACAAGUAACGGAGCCGGUCCUGAUGAUGACAUACCCCCGCCCAAGCCACCAAACAAACGCAAGAUUGGUGAGUCCCAGGCUCAAAUGGUGGAAAUUAAAGUGAAAAAUAUUGGCUCAGAUAAAAUGUCGGUCCAGCUGGCCGGCAUGGAACCCCAACAGGGGGAGAUAAUUGAUACCGUCAACAUUUUGGAAUCGGUGGAACCAUUUGUACCCGAAUAUGUGGAAACAGUGCAAAUUGUUGAUCUCUCCGAAGAUUCGGACUCCUCCAUGCGCAUUGAUGUCGAUGGCAAAGAGGUGCGAAGAUCCAAAUCCAAGAGAUCUCUCAAUGAUUCCCCCAAACCCCUAGCCGAAGAGGAGGAGGAGAAUGACAAAAACAAUGAUGUGGAAUUGCGUCUGGGCCCAAGCCACACCAGUACUCCAAUUUUGAGAGUUGAAAAGCAACGUAUCUCUUUCGAAGAGAAACGUAAACGCAUCGAAACCGAACGUGAUAUUCUCCGCGACUCGGAGGAGGAAGGCGAUGCCAAGACGGGUGGUAUUUUCAAACAACCCAAAGCCAAACGUUGGCGUCAACUCCAAAUCGCCAUGGAAGAGCUGGACAAUAGCAUGGCCGAGCAGGAGGCAAGGAACAGCUUUUAUAAUCCCGACAAAGAUUUGAGUUUCGAAGUUGAGCCUUUGGUCUUUUCGGAUGACGAAGAUAUACCGAGAUUUUCAAUGGAAAUGACUCAACCUCUUGAUUCGGACAGUGAUACGAGCCGCAUUGAAACCCCCACCACCAAGAAGCCCAACUCUUUCGCCAGCAAAAUCUUGCCACAAUCACCAUCCAUGGAUGAUUCGAACAUUACCCUGAAAAGCCCCUAUUCUGAGGUACCAAUUCCCCAGUUUCCUGGUGGAUCUCUGGAGCAGAGAGUUAGUGAAUUCGAAAAGAAUGCAAAAUAUAUGAUGAUGCGUUUGGACAAAACCAAGGAGAAGAUCGAGAAGAACACCGAGGGGGAGAGAGCCGUCGAAGACUUGAAAAUGUUAAUAGCACCCGACGCCGCCACGUUAAUAUCACAGGGUGAUUCGCUGGUGCUGGAAACUCAUGGCAAACAGGGUUCUCUGUCGCGUGUGGUCAUGAAGAGUCAAAUUAUACUAAGAGAGAAAUUCCGCGAGGUUCAACAGUCAAAAUCAAAAGCCUGCCCCACGGCAACGGCCGCCGAUCCCGCUGCCAAUUCACCUUACUCAUCGUUGGACAAGAAGGUCAGCAUGAAAGGUGUCAAUCUGGAGGAGCUGAUUGUGAAAGGUCUAAAGCGUAUCAAUGAUUUAAUUGCCCGACCAGUCGAUCGUAAAUCAGCAGAUGAAUUGGAGAAACGUUUGUCGGAAAUUAAUGAUCGCCGUGACGAUUUGAAAUUGAUUGUCAAUGCCAUUGGAAAAAGUGAACAAAUGCCAAAAGUUAGUUCAGCCAUGAUGAAUGAUAUUGAAAAGACCAAAAACAAUCUUCAAACACAUGCCGAUACCAUAGAAAUGUCAUUAACAGAAUUGAAAUCGAAUAAAAAACUGAAUACAACCAAUGGCAGUCGGGAGUACAACGAGGAACCCAGCGGCACUGGAGCAUUGGCUGGUAGCUUUGACAAGUCCGUUCUACAAAUAUCCGAUUGGUUGACGUGGGAACAAAACAUGAUUAAAAUCCAAAGUGUGCCAGUCGAUGAUGUCGAUGCCGUUCGCAUGGCCAUAGAAAAGCAGGAGAAAGUUUUGCGUGAACUGAAAAUGAAAAAACCGCAACUUAAUGAGCUGGUCCAUACCGCGGAGAUAUUGAAAGGCGACACCAAACGUCAACAGUUGCAGGAGAAGGAAUUGAAACAAUUUUCGUUAGCACCGCAUUGUUCCGCCGAAUUGGAUUAUAUGCGUUGUUGUCUGAAAGUCACCCGUUUGCGUGAACAUUGGGAUGAAACGUCACAGUGCGUAUUGCAGCGUGCUGCCCAGCUGAAGACCAUGCUGAGUGAUUCCCAGAGAUACGAGGCCAAACGUCUGGAACUUGAAAAAUGGCUGCAACGCAUGGAAGCCCGUGCCGAACGUAUGGGCACUGUGGCUACCACUGCUGAUAUCCUAGAGGCCCAGCAAAAAGAGCAGAAGUCCUUCCACGCGGAACUGCAUCAAAACAAGCCGCAAUUCGAAAUAUUCAAUACAUUGACUCAAAAACUCAUCGCCGUCUAUCCUGCGGAUGAUACGACCAGAGUCAAGAAAAUGACUGAGGCCAUUAAUCAAAGAUAUGCCAACCUCAAUAAUGGUGUUAUCAAUCGCGGCAAGCAGUUGCAUGCCGCCGUCCAUAGCCUGCAAUCCUUCGACCGGGCCAUGGAUCAAUUUUUGGCAUUCCUGUCGGAAUCUGAAUCGUUGUGUGAAAGUGCCGAAGCUGAGAUUGAGAGAAAUCCAUUGAUGUUUAAGGAUUUACAAUCGGAAAUUGAAACACAUCGUGUGGUUUAUGAUCGUCUCGAUGGCACUGGACGCAAGUUGCUGGGUUCACUUACCUCACAAGAAGAUGCGGUUAUGCUCCAACGGCGUUUGGAUGAAAUGAAUCAACGUUGGAAUAAUUUGAAAUCGAAAAGUAUUGCCAUAAGAAACCGCCUAGAAAACAAUUCAGAACACUGGAAUGCUUUAUUACUGACCCUACGUGAACUCACCGAAUGGGUCAUACGCAAAGAUACUGAAUUGUCCACCCUGGGUAUGGGUCCAGUUCGUGGUGAUGCUGCCAGCCUACAAAAACAAUUGGACGAUCAUAAAGCUUUCCGUCGUCAAUUGGAGGAUAAACGUCCAAUUGUCGAAAGUACUCUGCUGAGUGGCCGUCAAUAUAUUGCCAGUGAACCACCUGUAUCGGAUACCAGUGAUACCGAAGCAGCCCAUGAUUCGGAUUCCCGUUAUUUAACUGCCGAAGAACAAAGCCGUGAAUUGACACGCAGCAUUCGACGUGAAGUUGCUAAACUCUCUGAGCAAUGGAAUAAUCUCAUCGAUAAAUCUGACAAUUGGAAACAUCGUUUAGAUGAAUACAUGACGGAUUUUUUGGGGGAGACUCUAGAAUCGUAUCAUGGCAAUCAUAUGUGGAUAUGGUUGCGCAUGAGUGAUAUUGAUACCAAGAAAAUGCGUCAAUUCCAAAAAGUCUUGGAAGACUUAAGUUCCCGCAUCGCUUCCGCCGAGGCGACCAAAAAUGCCUGGGUUGUACCGGCCACCAGUGCCGAGGCCAGCGAACAAUUGCAACAUUUACAACGAUUACGUGAUAAGAUGACAACUGCCGGUGCCCUGCUCGAUGACUGCAAUGAACAGCAAUCGUUCUUUACAGCCAAUCAAGUGAUGGUGCCAGCAAAUUGUCUCUCGAAAUUGGAAGAUUUGAAUACAAGAAUGAAAUUGCUACACAUUGCCAUGGACGAACGCCAGAAGGUUCUGUUGAAUGCUGGUGGUAAUCAAAAUAUGGAAAAUGGUGAAGAUGGUCGUUUGACAUCGAACAGUGGCACAAUUGGACCAAUACCAAAUCUGGGACAGAGUGUUAACCCGCCAUGGGAGAGAGCAACCACAGCUUCCAAUGUGCCUUAUUACAUCGAUCACGAACGUGAAACCACCCACUGGGAUCAUCCCGACAUGAUCGAGCUGAUGAAGAGUUUAGCCGAUCUAAAUGAAAUCCGUUUCUCAGCCUAUCGCACAGCCAUGAAGUUACGGUCGGUACAAAAAUCUCUAGCUUUGGAUCGCAUACCCAUGGCAGCGGCCAUUGAAUCGUUCGAUCGCCACGGUCUAAGGGCACAAAAUGAUAAAUUAAUCGAUAUACCCGAUAUGACAACGGUGCUGCAUUCGUUGUACGUGACGCUGGAUAAGAUCGAUUUAACCAAAUUAUUGGAUUUGGCCAUCAAUUGGAUAUUGAAUGUUUACGAUUCGCAGCGUACCGGACAGAUAAGAGUAUUAAGUUUUAAGGUGGGCUUGGUGCUAUUGUGUCGUGGCCAUUUGGAGGAGAAAUAUCGUUAUCUAUUCCGUUUAAUUGCCGAUCCUGAACGUAAAAUUGAUCAACGUAAAUUGGGCUUGCUAUUGCACGAUUGUAUUCAGGUACCUCGCCAAUUGGGAGAAGUAGCUGCUUUUGGUGGCUCAAAUAUUGAGCCAUCGGUGCGUUCCUGCUUAGAGAGAGCUGGUAUUUCUCAAGAAGCAAUUGAUUCCAAUCAAGAACUUUCGAUUGAAUUACAUCACUUCCUGGCUUGGUUACAGCACGAACCACAAAGUUUAGUUUGGCUACCGGUAUUGCAUCGUUUGGCAGCUGCUGAAAGUGCUAAACAUCAGGCCAAAUGUAACAUAUGCAAAGAGUAUCCAAUUGUUGGCUUCCGUUAUCGUUGCCUUAAGUGCUUCAAUUUUGACAUGUGCCAAAAGUGUUUCUUCUUUGGACGUAAUGCCAAAAAUCAUAAACUAAGUCAUCCCAUGCAUGAAUACUGUACAACGACCACAUCCACAGAAGAUGUACGAGAUUUCACCCGAGCCUUGAAGAACAAAUUCAAGUCACGCAAAUAUUUCAAGAAACAUCCCAGGGUGGGUUAUUUGCCGGUGCAAAGUGUAUUGGAGGGUGAUGCCCUGGAGAGUCCAGCUCCGAGUCCCCAGCAUACCACCCAUACGCUACAAAAUGAUAUGCACUCAAGACUGGAAAUGUAUGCCACACGUUUGGCCCAGGUGGAAUAUGGUGGUGGCACUGGGUCCAAUUCCACACCCGAUAGUGAUGAUGAACAUCAGCUGAUUGCUCAAUAUUGUAUGGCAUUGCCAACAAAUAAUGGUGCUGCUCCCAAGUCUCCGGUACAAGUUAUGGCCGCCAUGGAUGCUGAACAGAGAGAAGAAUUGGAGGCCAUAAUCCGGGAUUUGGAGGAAGAGAAUUCCAAUCUACAGGCCGAGUAUCAACAGCUGAUGACCAAACAGCAAAGUACCACACCCGAUGAUGCAACCGGCAUGCAACAUUCCAAUUCAUCGGUGGGUGGUUUGGCGGCAAGUGGCAAUGCCCAGGGAGAACAUGGACAGGACAUGAUGGCCGAAGCCAAGCUACUGCGUCAACACAAAGGCCGUCUGGAGGCCCGCAUGCAAAUCCUUGAGGAUCACAAUCGCCAGCUUGAGGCCCAGCUACAACGUUUGCGCCAACUGCUCGAUGAACCCAACAAUGGUGGCACCGUUAGCACACCCGGCUCGGCCUUGAAUUCCAAACCGAAUACCUUGCAAACACGUUCGGUAACCGCUUCACAAUUGAAUACCGACUCACCGGCCAAGAUGAAUCAACAAAAUGGCCAUUAUGACCAGAACACAAAGGCCAUAGGUAAAGCUGUUGAAGAAUUGGUAACGGUCAUUACCGAACAAGAAAUUGAACAAACUUUGGAAGAAGAUUUGGAGCAGGCUGAUGCUGAGCAAAGCAACAAUAACAACGAUUAUGAUGAUGAGAACACAACUACGACGACGAUCACAACAAUUACCGAGGAUGCCAGCGAGACCACUAUUACAUCAACCACAACAACAACAACAAAUAGCAAUUUAAGCCAAUUGACAAAGACGACGACGACGCCCAAGGCUGCAUCAACGCCAUAUGCGUAUAAAAAUUAGACAAAACAGAGGACUUCCUGUUCGAACCAAAAAAAACGGAUUCCAGAAAAAGUCCAUGCAAAUUCCGAUUAGAAGAACACCGAUUAGAAAAUUAAAUUAAAAAAAAUGAACGAAAACGAAAUCAUAAAGAAAUAAUAUACUUAAAAAAAUACAUAUUAAAAAUACAAAUUGUCAUACAAAAAUUAAAAACAAACAAAUAAAGUACUGUGUAUUGUAUUUUGUUUAAAAUUAAUAUAUAAAAAAUAAUAAACUAAAUAAUCAAACAUAAUCAUGAAAAAAAACAACAAAAUCCAAAAUGGAAACAAAUGUGUAAUAUUUAAAAAUAGAAGAAACAACAAACGAUUUAAGCUAAAAAAUAAUAACACAAAUUAUUAAAAAUAUUCUACAACAAGAAAAAAUUACAAAAAAAAAAUAUUAUUUUUAAAUUAUGAAAAUAAAUUAUAAUUUUAUUAAUUAUAAUUUACAUUAUUUUUAUUUUUUUUGCAAUAUUUAUAAAAUAAGCAAUGGAAAGCCAAUACAAAAAAAUUAAAAAUAUAAUAAUUAUAUAAAAUACGAAAAAAUAAAUAAAAUAAUAAUUAUAAUAAGAAAAACACACACACAAAUAUACAACAAAUCAAAAAAUACCACAACUUUACAUAUUAUGUUUACAAAAACAACAACAACAACCACAACAAAAAAUACCAUUAUUACGAAACUUAAAAUAAGAAUUGAAUUCUUGUGUUUUAGUUUGUUAAGUUUUUGAAAAAAAAUAUACAUAAAUAUUUACUUUAAUGUCAUAUAAACUUUAAAUUUAAAAUAUUUUCUCUUUUAUUUCGUUUGCAGCUUGUUUCUUAUUAAGUUUUAAUUUUUUUCGCUAUAUUAUUUUUUGUAAAUCUUUAUAAACAAAAAUAUAUUAUUAUAAAAAAAAUAUUAUAAUCAACAAUUGAAAUUGUAUAUUUUUAUUUUGAGUCUUCUUAAAGAAAACACAACCACAAAAAUCCAUUUAAUUAUGCCUUUUCUUUGCUUAAGUUUUAAAUAAAUAUUAUUUUAAUUUUUAUCAAAAGAAAAUAAAAUUAUGAGUUUUUAUUUUGAAUUUUGUUCGAAUUUAAUUUAUGAAUCAGAAUUAUAGUAGGGACGUGGAAAAAUUAUUUUUUUAAUACAAAAUUUGAAAAUCUAGAUAUGAUGAAAACAGGGUUUCAGCUUAGUUCUGAAAUAGCCAAAUUUUAUUUCAAAAUUUAAAAAUGGAUACAAUUUUCUCUCAUGAAACAUUUUAAGCUUCAAAAAUGUUAAUUUUCUGGAGUAAAAUUUUAAAGAAUACAAACUUGUGGCUAGUUCGUCAUGUAAGAGUAAUUCUCCAAAUUUCAUGUUCUCCAAAAAAAUUAAACCAAAAGGAAACUAUAUAAUAUACUCAAAAGAAAUAUAUUCAUUUAUCCUGCACAGGGUAAAAAAAAAACAGUAACAAAGUCAAACGCCAUAAUUUUUAAAUUUUUUUUAAUUUUUUAUUGAAUGAAAGCAACAACAUUCGGAUAUAUCAUCAAAUUUUAGAAUAAGUUUAGAUUUGUUCGAAUUGGUCACCUUUGACACGAAUUAUGUCCUUCAAACGGCCAAUGAAACCAUCAUACGCUGCCCGAAUGUUGCUCUGCGGUAUUUUAUCCCAUUCCCGGGAUGAGGUGAUCGACACUUUGGUAUUUUUUAGUGCCAACCUUGCUUUUCAAAAUACUCCAGACACAAUAGUCCAAAGGAUUGGUAUCCGGAGAUUUUGGUAGCCAUUGUGCGCUGGAAAUGAAGCGAGGAAACUCAUUUUGUAACCAUUAUUGAAUGUUGCGUGCUGAGUUCGAUGGUGUUGAGUCUUGUUGGAAUGUCCAAAAUGUUUGCGUGCCCAAGGCUUUAAUACACCCUCCAGAAUAAUUUCGCGGUAAUAUUCGGCAUUCAUUCUGAUGCCACGGUCUAUUAAUACGAGCGGAGAGCGACCAUCGCCUGUUAUGGUUGCCCACACCAUCACCAUGGCUGGGGCUUGAGUUCUAGUGGCCAACCGAAGGUGCACAUUUUCAGCUAAUCUCUUUGGCAAGUAAACACGACCAUUUUCACCUCAGACACCAAAUUUCAAAUUUCAGCUCUUAUUUCCCCCAUUACCAAAUUUGGUACCCUUAAGUACAAAUAUAGUACGCAUUUGCAAAAUCAGUUCCUUCUCUCAACCACAGACACCAACAGUGACAUCCAUAUCAAAUUUCAGAAUUUCUGCUAUAUUUCAUCACCCAAUUCCAAAUUUAGUACCACUCUCAAUUCCCAAUUUAGUACUUUUUGUACCAUUAUAGCACACAUUUCCACAACCUCUUCCAUAUAUUAACCUUAGACAACAACAUUGAUCUUAAUAUCAAAUUUCAGGAUUUGAGGCCUAUACUUUCCCCCAUUACCAAAUUAAGUACCAAUUAGUACAAUUGUAGUAGGCAUUUUGAAAACCAGUUCCUUCUGUCACCCACGUACACCAAUAGUGACAUUCAUAUCCAAAUUUAACUCGAUACCAAAUUUAGUACCAUUAUGUACUUUUCGUACAAAUAUAGGACACAUUUUCAAAACAAUCUCCAUAUCUUAACUUCCAGAUUUCAACAGAUGCCUCAAUAUCGAAUUUCAUGAUUUCUGCUCUAUUCCUUCCCCCAACACCAAAUUUAGUCCUAUUUAGCACUGUUCUUACAAUGCAAAGGAGGGUAUUUCCUUUUCAUCAUAAAUAGGUUAGAUAAAAAUAAUAUUUUUUUUUUUUAUUUUUAAUUUUUUUCUCAUAUUAUGCUUUAUUUACUUAUUAUUUUCACAAAACAACACUUCUUCAUCUCUUCUCUCUUAAUCGAAACAUCAUCUCCCAACUCACUCAUAUAAAAUCACCUACUCUCUCUCUCCCCACAAAAAAAACAAAACAUGUGAACUCAAAUCAAUACGCUGACGAAUACGAUCAUUAAAUGGACCACCUUUUUCUACUAUAAAUUUGAAAAGAAAAAAAAAAGAAAA